Molecule: messenger RNA, 1916 nt
Organism: Manihot esculenta (cassava)
Lineage: Eukaryota; Viridiplantae; Streptophyta; Magnoliopsida; Malpighiales; Euphorbiaceae
Product: probable mitochondrial adenine nucleotide transporter BTL3
Exons: 4
Coding region: 312-1607 (431 amino acids)
Biological process (GO): transmembrane transport
Source: RefSeq, a predicted model, not a curated record
CACAGAUGGAAACGAGAAAAGCCCAACAGGCCAAAACCCACGUACCAACAACCACCCGAUGAAAGCAAUGCUGUGACUAUGCGGCGGUGCAAGCCAAGCAGCCGUCGCAGCACCUCCACCAGCAUCUCCGAUAUUCCUCUGUCACUUUCACAUCUCCAACAAUAUCAACACUUCCAUACUAUACUAUUCUCUCUUCCCAUUCAAGUCUCUCCCACCAUUUUCCAUCUCUUAUAAUUCUCUCAUGUUGUUUUUCCCUUUCUCCUCCUCUAACUUGUUCUUGCUGAAGCCUUUCAGUAUCUUCCAAUCUCAUAAUGUACGGUGACGAUCUGCUGUUAUCAUCUCUGAUCAAGAUCAAUUCUGAACCGUCCGAUCAGCCGUUACGCCUCGGCGGUCUGUUCCUUGGCGAUGGCGUUAUAUGUCCUUCAUUUGUUUCCUUAAUCUCGUCUAAGAUCAAAGUUCGUUCUUCUUCGUGUUAUUCGGCGAGUAAGUUAAGGUUUGAGGAUCGACGGCGCGGGAGUAAGGUGUACAAGGCAGGGUUGUUUUUAUCGGUGAGCUUGUCGAUAAAAGGGAGCGAAGAAGAAGCAGGUUAUGUUAAGGAAUCGCGAGAAAGUUCGGGGGAAAAUGGAGAGGAGAAGAAUUUGGAGGAGGAAAAUGCACUCGUUUUUGCGAAGCAGGAGAAGAAGAAGAAGGUCGAAUUGCGAUCAGGAUCAGCUGCUUUGAAUACCACCAAACAUCUAUGGGCUGGCGCUGUUGCUGCUAUGGUCUCAAGAACUUUUAUAGCACCUCUGGAGAGACUGAAGCUUCAGUAUGUAGUUUGUGGUGAACAGAGGGGCCUUUUCGAGCUCAUCAAGACAAUUGAGGCAGCUGAAGGAUUGAAAGGCUUUUGGAAGGGGAACUUUGUUAAUAUUCUUCGCACUGCUCCAUUUAAAUCAAUCAAUUUCUAUGCAUAUGAUACAUACAGAAACCAACUGCUGAAAUGGUCUGGGAAUGAGGAAGCCACAAAUUUUGAGAGGUUCCUUGCUGGUGCUGCAGCUGGAAUUACUGCAACCUUGUUGUGCUUGCCAAUGGAUACUAUAAGGACAAAGAUGGUAGCACCUGGUGGGGAAGCAUUGGGUGGUGUAAUUGGAACUUUCCGCCACAUGAUCCAGACUGAAGGGUUUUUUUCUCUUUAUAAGGGUUUAGCGCCCUCAAUAGUGAGCAUGGCACCUUCAGGUGCAGUUUUCUAUGGUGUUUAUGAUAUACUAAAGUCAGCUUACCUCCAUUCACCAGAAGGAAAGAAGAGAAUUCAGAAUUUGAAACAAGGCCAGGAACUGAAUGCAUUGGAACAACUGGAAUUGGGCCCCGUUAGAACAUUGCUUUAUGGGGCUAUUGCUGGCUGUUGCUCUGAAGCUGCUACAUAUCCAUUUGAAGUUGUAAGGAGACACCUUCAAAUGCAAGUUCGAGCAACAAAAAUGAAUGCAUUGGCAACAUGUGUCAAAAUAGUUGACCAAGGAGGUAUUCCUGCUCUUUAUGCAGGAUUAGUUCCCAGUUUAUUGCAGGUUUUACCAUCAGCUGCCAUAAGUUACUUCGUAUACGAGUGCAUGAAGAUUGUUCUCAAAGUGGAGUAGACAGAUAGAUUUAUUCUGCUUAUAUAACAGCUGGGAGGGGUUUUUGCUGAUGUUCUGUGAACCAUUAAUGAUGUUUAAUUGUGUUUCGUUGAAUUCCUUGAUCAAGUCUAAUCCACCUGUACAUUUUCUGACACAACACAACUGAAGGAAGAAGACAACCCUCCCCUCUAUGCUCAUUCAGCCCUUCCCUGGCUUUUUUCACAAGGAAAAGUUAAAAGAUCUUUUUGUUAUUUUCUGAAUGGUAGGGGAACAUCAAAUGGCCAUUUGCUUUUAACAAUUUAUAAUCAGCAAUGCCAAUGCUUUUACUCC